CAGAUGAGUCAAUGCUGAAAAUGCUGUGGAUAGUUUAUUUUAGUUUAUUUUAUUUUAUUUUAUUUCAGUUGCUCCAUGAUGUGGCGAGUCGCGUUUAUUUUUUUCUAUGUCCAGGCCAAAGUGAUGUCACAUGAAAUUAAAGUGGAGUGUCGUGAAUUUCAUAAUUUCCCUCCAACCAGUGAUACCUCUCCGUCUCUCCUGGCAGCUCUGAGAGUGGAGCAGGUGACAGUGGGACAACAAGAUAUGCUGAACAUCAGCUGGGCAAUCAGCAUUGAUGGUAGAAAACAACCACAUGAUGUUGUUCACUUUAGUAAUGUUUUGCUAAUGCAGCUAGUAUUGAACAUCUGAUGGGCACGUUGAUCAAGACGGGGGAAUCAUCGUACCUCUGCAAAUACAAGCCACAUUUAGGCAGAGCAGACAUCACUGCAUCAAAGCAGCAAUGGUUUCAUCAUUUAGUAAAAGCAAGCUAUGGCUCCAUUCUCAUCCAAGCUACCAAUCUCCCUUUGCCUCCGCUGGGGAGUGGCCCCUCUUAUAAGUAUGAAAGGAUUAUGGUAUCUCUUCAAAAACAGAGUGUUACACCAAAGUCUACUCAAGUUCCUACAGAUUACACUCCGGUUGAGAUCACUACUUCACCUUUGAGAACAGAACGUGUCACUGGAAUCAUUUUUGGAGGAUUGAUCGGUUUGAUGACCCUUAGUUUCUGCUACAUAAUCUAUAAAAGCUGUGGUGUCAACAUUGCCAAAUCAUUUGGUUUCAAAAGUUUACCACAAUCUCCCAUGGUUCCUGUCCCUGUGCUGGUGGUGUACCCUGCUGAGAACUCGGCCUUCCAGCGGGCCGUGGUGACCCUGGCAGAGUUCCUGCAGUGGCACGGCAGUUGUAAUGUUGCUAUCGACAUGUGGCAGCAGGGUAAAAUUGCAGAACUGGGGCCAAUGCGCUGGCUGGCAGAACAGGCCAAGGCUGCAGAGCGAGUGCUCAUCAUCUGCCCACAGCCCUCUUCACAGCCCAGCCACUCUUCUCCCGACUGCAGCCUCCCAGAACCCUCAAUCCCGGCUGCAGCUCAUGACCUUUACCCCCUCAUUCUCAACAUGGUGGCCGGCCACGCAAAGAGUGCCAGUGACCUGGGUAAAUUCUGGGUUGUUCAGCUGGCCGAGCAGAGCGACAAAAGGCCUAGUAACUUGUCGCUGGAACUGAGGGCCUGCAAGACGUUUUGUUUGAUGAAGGAUUUGAAGAAACUGUGCAGGAAACUUCACACUCACAGGAGUGACGAGAAGAAGAUAUCAGAUCUGAUCUUCAGACCAGGGAUUUCCUACAGUGAAAAGAGCACAAUGGAGUUAAGAGAAGCAGUAGAAAAGCAUUUCCAGAGAGGUGGAACUACUGGGACUCUGGUCACCUCUGUUUGAACAGCUGUAAUGAGAAUAUUUAGAUUGAUAUGGACAAUGGAUCAGAAUACUUUUUAUUAGUGAAUAGCCAAUUCUCCCAUUAUUCUUACUCUUUUGUAAAAUGUAAAAGAAUUUAUAUUUAGUUUUUUACAGAUGACAGACCUAUGCUUUUUUAAGUUAUCAAAACUUCUGUUUAGACACAGCAGGGCUGAUACAUGUCUUUUUUUUCAUUUUAUUUAGUUUUUCUAGUGGUGUAGGAACCCGCCUCAAACACACAUUGAUAGUUGUUCAUCUGUUGUCAUCAUCAUGUACAAAUUGUAAACAGCCUCAAGGCUGGUGAACACCGCCUCAAAGAAAGAAACGGGCAACAAAGAGGUUGUGUUGUUGCUAUUUUGUAUAAAAGAAUCAAGAAAUGUAUUUAUUUGUUGUAUGUGUUUGUCGUAUUCCUUUUUCUACAAUCCUUAAAUAUUAAUUAUCAAGAGAAAGAAAUGUGAGAAAGAGGUUUGCACUAUAAUUCAUUUUCUAAAUAGCUUCCAUUUUUGCCACAGGAUAUUUUGUUUGAUUUAAAAUUUAAAGGUGUAAUGUGCAAGACUUGCUCCACCUCCAUAGGGCGCAGCAUUUCACCUCUUUGCCCCUGUCCAGUUAAACAUGUUGUUUUCCUAAUGUUCCUUAUAAUUUAUUAUUUAUAUUUGCAUUUAUUGUUGAUAGUUAAAAUUGUUCAUAGCACUGAAACAAAUUAUGUAAUACAAACAGUAUGUUUUUAUUUACCUAUAAACAUAUGAAGGCAAGGGGAUACUGCAUGACACAUGAGUGUCAGGCUACAGCAGCAUGAGGAAGGGAUGAUGACAUCAUCACAAUAAGGUUUGUUGCCAGGUAGUUCUUUACUUACAAAGUAUUUGGCUUGGUGUUUGGUGCAGUAUCCAAUUAACACGUUUAUAGGAAAUAACAAUAAAAAGAUAAAAUACUGCAACAGUCAAAAAGAUAAAUAUAGAUAGAUACACAUGUUAAAAAAAUGAAAAAAAAUGUGUACAAAAGUUGACAAAACCUCUGCUGAGCAUGAUGUGCAAAAGAUCACAGUAAAGACAAUAUCUGUUCUAUGCAGAGAUAAUGA
This is a messenger RNA of Seriola aureovittata, 2490 nucleotides long. RefSeq lists its product as uncharacterized. Gene Ontology annotation, molecular function: interleukin-17 receptor activity. NCBI's taxonomy places the organism in Eukaryota, Metazoa, Chordata, Actinopteri, Carangiformes, Carangidae. Bases 348 to 1400 code for a protein of 350 amino acids. The transcript has 10 exons. The record is from RefSeq and is a predicted model, not a curated record.